GGGUGGGGGGCAUGGUUAUGGGUGGGGGUGGAGCCACGUGUUCGGACUGCAGGUCCCGGGGUGCUCCGCGGCGGGGAUCCCUAGUCCCACCCGUGACGCGACGCGGCCGUGACCGGGCGGGGCUGGAGGGUUCGCUGCGGCGCCGCAAUGGCGGGGGUGUUCGACAUCGACCUGGAGACCGAGGAGGGAAGCGACGGGGAGGAGCCCGAGCUGGGCGCCGAGAUGGAGGUGGAGCCCCGGGGAAAUGGCCUGGAGCCUGUGGGGCACUAUGAGGAGAUCGAGAUCUCAGAGAGCAGCGUCAACAAUGGCCCCGAGCACAUUGGGCCCCACUGCUUCGAGCUGCUGCGCGUCCUGGGCAAGGGCGGCUACGGCAAGGUCUUCCAGGUGCGCAAGGUGCAGGGAACCAACACAGGGAAGAUCUUUGCCAUGAAGGUGCUGAAGAAGGCCAAGAUUGCCUGCAAUGCCAAGGACACGGCGCACACGCGGGCUGAGAGGAACAUCCUAGAGGCCAUCAAGCACCCUUUCAUCGUUGACCUCAUCUACGCCUUCCAGACGGGCGGCAAGCUCUACCUCAUCCUGGAGUGCCUCAGUGGUGGGGAGCUCUUCAUGCAGCUGGAGCGUGAGGGCAUCUUCCUGGAGGACACCGCCUGCUUUUAUCUCAGUGAGAUCACGCUGGCGCUGGGCCACCUGCACUCCAACGGCAUCAUCUACCGCGACCUCAAGCCUGAAAACAUCAUGCUCAACAGCCAGGGUCACAUCAAGCUGACGGACUUCGGGCUGUGCAAGGAGUCCAUCCACGAUGGAGCAGUCACCCACACCUUCUGCGGCACCAUCGAGUACAUGGCCCCAGAGAUCCUGGUGCACAGCGGGCAUAAUCGUGCUGUGGACUGGUGGAGCCUGGGUGCCCUGAUGUAUGACAUGCUCACCGGAUCGCCCCCGUUCACGGCAGAGAACCGCAAGAAAACCAUUGACAAGAUCCUGAAGGGGAAGCUGGUGCUGCCACCCUACCUGACACCCGAUGCACGUGACCUGCUCAAGAAGUUCCUCAAGCGAAACCCCAGCCAGCGUGUUGGUGGGGGGCCGGGGGAUGCAGCCGAUGUGCAGAAGCAUCCCUUCUUCCGGCACAUCAACUGGGAGGAGCUGCUGGCACGUCGCCUGGACCCUCCCUUCAAACCCUGCCUGCAGUCGGAUGAGGACGUCAGCCAGUUCGAUGCCCGCUUCACACGACAGACCCCCGUGGACAGCCCCGACGACGCUGUCAUCAGUGAGAGCGCCAACCAGGCCUUCCUGGGCUUCACCUACGUGGCCCCCUCAGUGCUGGAGAGUAUCAAGGAGGGCUUCUCCUUCCAGCCUAAGCCCGGUGAAGUUCUCCACGUUCGAGCCCUUCAGGUCUGCGGAGCCCAUGGAGCUGGGGCUGGGGGGCGGCACCCCGCCCGAGGGCACGGCCCCGCUGCCCAUCGCCUCCGCCAAGAAGACGCGGGGGGGGAGGGGGAGGCCGCCCAGGUAGGGGUGGGGGGGGAGGGAGUCGGGGAAACGGUGCCUUGGGGCGGGGGGGGGCCGGUGCUGCGGGGCUGCGACCCGGCCCGGCUGCGUGUGCCCAUUAAAGCAUGAAUCGGUGCGGAUGCA
This is a messenger RNA of Coturnix japonica (Japanese quail), 1626 nucleotides long. The record is from RefSeq and is a predicted model, not a curated record. Lineage: Eukaryota; Metazoa; Chordata; Aves; Galliformes; Phasianidae.